Messenger RNA from Cynocephalus volans (Philippine flying lemur), 864 nucleotides. It is a transcript of the gene CEBPZOS, whose product is annotated as CEBPZ opposite strand. The transcript has 6 exons. The coding region runs from base 123 to 368 and encodes 81 amino acids. The record is from RefSeq and is a predicted model, not a curated record. Lineage: Eukaryota; Metazoa; Chordata; Mammalia; Dermoptera; Cynocephalidae.
GGCGGGGCGCCGCCGACCCUUGCGCAGGCGCAGGCCCGCGUGAGCGCGCUUCAGUAACAUACAGCAUUCUGGUGAACAGAGCAAAACAACUCUCCCCACUUACUCAACUGCCUCUUUGUUAUAUGAUGACCCGCUCUAUGGAACCGGUGGCAAAGAAGAUCUUUAAAGGAGUUUUAGUAGCUGAACUUAUUGGCAUCUUUGGAGCAUAUUUUUUGUUUAAUAAGAUGAACAAAAGCCAAGAUUUCAGGCAAACAAUGAGCAAGAAAUUUCCUUUCAUCUUGGAAGUUUAUUACAGAUCCCUUGAACAGUCUGGAAUGUAUGGAAUCAGAGAGCAAGAUCAAGAAAAAUGGUUUAAGAGCAAAAAUUAGGAGUUAACAAGAGUUUCUACAAACUGGAGUGUGUGAACGGCAUCAUCCUGAAUAAGAAGAAUCAUGGCUGCCAUCCUGUCACCCAGGGUCCCCGAUGACACAAUUGCCUUCAUCCAGGUAGAAGAGGCUCCUUUUUGAUUAUUUGUCUUACUUUUGAAUAAGUUGAUUUCAUGCUCAUACAGCUUCUGAGCCAGGAUUUUGUACUUAGACACAACAUCUCGAGGCUGAGGUUCCAAAGAAUAUUCAUUACUAUACUCCAAGUCAUACCAUUUGCCUCCAGGCUUGAGUAACAAUGUCUGUCUCUCAGAAAAUUCAAAGACAUCCUGUUGUUUAUCUUUCUUUGCUUUUGGUAUGGUACUGUUGUUCUCAGUGGAAUGUUGUUCUGGCCUAUUCUUAUUUUUCACUUUACUGAUUGAUGUCCUUUCACUUUCUGCUGUAUUUUGCUUUUUAUUAUCUACUUUAGAUACUUUUUCUUUUUUUUUGCUGGCAUUUUCUU